Messenger RNA from Selaginella moellendorffii, 882 nucleotides. Its product is annotated as geranylgeranyl pyrophosphate synthase 7, chloroplastic. The record is from RefSeq and is a predicted model, not a curated record. The transcript has a single exon. Gene Ontology annotation, biological process: isoprenoid biosynthetic process. NCBI's taxonomy places the organism in Eukaryota, Viridiplantae, Streptophyta, Lycopodiopsida, Selaginellales, Selaginellaceae. Bases 1 to 882 code for a protein of 293 amino acids. Gene Ontology annotation, molecular function: prenyltransferase activity.
AUGAUCGAGGAGGAGCUGGACAGAAUCAUGUCGAACCUCGUCAAAUCAUGCCCGGCACAACUCCACAAAGCAAUACGCUACUGCACAGCGGACGAAGAAGGUAGGCACUUGGCAUCGCUGUGUAUCGCUGCUUGCGAGCUGGUCGGAGGAGACCGCCACGCAGCACUUCCAAUGGCUUGCACCAUCGAGAUGUGGAUGGCGAUCAUACUCACGACUGACGACCUCCCAUGCAUGGACAAUGCAAGGACGAGGAAAGGAAGGGCUGCGGCACACGUAGAGUUCGACGACACCACUGCUAUCCUCGCGGCACAAGCACUUGCGGCACUGGCUUUCGGGACGGUCGUGGACUCCACGCUCGUCUCGACGGACAAGAGGCUGAGGCUGGUCAAGGAAUUCUCUCUCUCAAUGCAGAGGCUUGUGUAUGGACAGUACGACGACGUCAAGAAGGGAGAGAGCUUGGAAACACUCGAGGAACUCAACGCCAAGAACACCAACAAGACGAGCUCCUUCUUCGAGCUGCCGCUGGUAGCGGGGGCUAUAGUCGGCGGCGCCGGCGAGGAGGAGAUUGAGGGCCUGAGGAGAUUUGGGCGAUAUUUCGGCCUCAUGUGGCAAGUGAACGACGAUCUAAGCGACGCGACCAUGACGGCGGAGGAGAUGGGCAAGGACGCGAGUAGUGACGUCAAGAAUCGCAAGACAACAUACUUGACGCUGGUGGGAGCCGAGAGGAGCGCGCAGCUGCGAGACGAGCUCGCGAAUCGAGCCCGGGAGGCGCUGCUCGAGCGCUUCCCCGCCAAGAAUGUGAAGAUCCUGCUGGGAAUCGUGGAGGCGACACGCCGAUUUGGUUCGAUCUACAAGAACUCUCAGCUCCUUUCCAAAAUCUAA